Molecule: messenger RNA, 6128 nt
Organism: Lagenorhynchus albirostris (white-beaked dolphin)
Lineage: Eukaryota; Metazoa; Chordata; Mammalia; Artiodactyla; Delphinidae
Product: zinc finger protein 850-like
Exons: 6
Coding region: 70-4815 (1581 amino acids)
Biological process (GO): regulation of immune system process; negative regulation of transcription by RNA polymerase II; regulation of cytokine production
Source: RefSeq, a predicted model, not a curated record
GUAGAGGAGCUGGUCCCUGCAGGAGGUGCUGUCCAUGACCAUGACUCAUGUGGAUCUGGUAAUGACCACAUGAUUCAGGAAGAGGAAAGUAUCUUUAAAUGCAGUGAAUGUGGGAAAGUUUUUAACAAGAAACACCUUCUUGCUGGACAUGAAAAGAUUCACUCUGGUGUGAAGCCCUAUGAAUGCACAGAGUGUGGGAAAACCUUUAUUAAGAGCACACACCUCCUCCAGCACCACAUGAUCCACACCGGGGAGAGGCCCUAUGAGUGCACAGAGUGCGGGAAGGCCUUCAACCGCAGGUCCUACCUUACACAACACCAGCGGAUUCACACUGGAGAGAAGCCUUACAAGUGCAAUGAAUGUGGAAAGGCCUUCACCCACCGCUCCAACUUUGUCUUACAUAAGAGGAGACACACCGGGGAAAAACCCUUUGUGUGCAAAGAAUGUGGGCAAGUCUUCCGACAUAGGCCAGGAUUCCUUCGACAUCACAUCAUUCACAGUGGUGAGAAUCCGUAUGAGUGCUUUGAAUGUGGCAAGGUCUUUAAACACAAGUCAUACCUCGUGUGGCACCAGCAGACUCACACUGGGGAGAAGCCCUACGAGUGCGGUGAAUGCGGUAAAGCCUUCUGUGAGAGCGCAGCCCUCAUUCACCACUAUGUCAUCCACACUGGGGAGAAACCCUUUGAAUGCCUCGAGUGUGGGAAGGCCUUCAACCACAGAUCAUACCUCAAGAGGCACCAGCGGAUUCACACUGGGGAGAAGCCUUUUGUGUGCACUGAAUGUGGAAGGGCCUUCACCCACUGCUCCACUUUUAUCUUGCAUAAACGGGCCCACACUGGAGAGAAACCUUUUGAGUGCAAAGAAUGUGGGAAAGCCUUUAGCACUAGGAAAGACCUCAUUCGGCACUUCAGCAUCCACACUGGGGAGAAGCCCUUUGAGUGCACGGAGUGUGGGAAGGCCUUCAACCGCAGGUCAGGCCUCACCAGGCACCAGCGGAUUCACAGUGGAGAGAAGCCCUAUGAAUGCAUGGAGUGUGGGAAGUCCUUUUGCUGGAGCACAAACCUCAUUCGACAUGCCAUCAUCCACACGGGAGAGAAGCCUUAUAAGUGCAGUGAAUGUGGAAAGGCCUUCAGUCGUAGCUCAUCCCUCACUCAGCAUCAAAGGAUUCAUACUGGGAGAAACCCUGAAAGUAUUUUUAAAUGCAACGAAUGUGGGAAAAUUUUUAAUAAGAAACGCCUCCUUGCUCGACAUGAGAGGAUUCACUCUGGAGUGAAGCCCUAUGAAUGCACAGAGUGUGGGAAAACCUUUAGUAAGAGCACUUAUCUCCUUCAACACCACAUGGUCCACACCGGGGAGAAGCCCUAUAAGUGCAUGGAGUGUGGCAAGGCCUUCAACCGCAAGUCACACCUUACACAACACCAGCGGAUUCACAGUGGAGAAAAGCCUUAUAAAUGCAAUGAAUGUGGAAAGGCCUUCACCCACCGCUCCACUUUUGUUUUGCAUAACAGGAGCCACACUGGAGAAAAACCCUUUGUGUGCAAAGAAUGUGGAAAAGCCUUCCGAGAUAGGCCAGGUUUCAUUCGACACUACAUUAUCCACAGUGGUGAGAAUCCGUAUGAGUGCUUUGAAUGUGGCAAGGUCUUUAAACACAGGUCAUACCUCAUGUGGCACCAGCAGAUUCACACUGGGGAGAAGCCCUACGAAUGCAGUGAAUGUGGGAAAGCCUUCUGUGAGAGCGCAGCCCUCAUUCACCACUAUGUCAUCCACACUGGGGAGAAGCCCUUUGAGUGCCUCGAGUGUGGGAAGGCCUUCAACCACAGGUCAUACCUCAAGAGGCACCAGCGGAUUCACACUGGGGAGAAGCCCUAUGUGUGCACUGAAUGUGGAAAGGCCUUCACCCACUGCUCCACUUUUAUCUUGCAUAAACGGGCCCACACUGGAGAGAAACCUUUUGAGUGCAAAGAAUGUGGGAAAGCCUUUAGCAAUCGGGCAGACCUCAUUCGGCACUUCAGCAUCCACACUGGAGAGAAGCCCUACGAGUGCAUGGAGUGUGGGAAGGCCUUUAACCGCAGGUCAGGCCUCACCAGGCACCAGCGGAUUCACAGUGGAGAGAAGCCCUAUGAAUGCCUCGAGUGUGGGAAAACCUUCUGCUGGAGCACAAACCUCAUUCGACACUCCAUCAUCCACACUGGAGAGAAGCCCUAUGAGUGCAGUGAGUGUGGAAAGGCCUUCAGUCGCAGCUCAUCCCUCACUCAGCAUCAGAGGGUUCAUACUGGGAGAAACCCUGUCAGUGUGACAGAUGUGGGAAGAACCUUCACAAGUGGGCAAUCCUCAGUCAAUCUUCAAGAACUCCUAUUGGGGAAAGACUUUUUGCAUGUAACCACUGAGGAAAAUCUUUUGCCAGAGGAAACAUCUUACUCAGAAUCUGAUCAUUCAUACCAAAGAGAAACACCACAAUUUUCUUCCCUAGUGCGACCGUCGGCCGAGGUGACCCCUCCCAACCCCAACCCCCUCACCCCUCUGCUCUGGGCAGGAGGCGGGCGGCUGAAUCCUGGAGCCACCUCUCUGGCCCCGCUCUCUCCUCACGGUCCCGUGAUGGCGGCGGGGUGGUUGGACCCGGCACGGAUGAUUGUUACUUAUGAGGACGUGGCCGUGACUUUUACCCAGGAGGAGUGGGGGCAGCUGGACCCUGCCCAGAGGACCCUGUACCAGGAGGUGAUGCUGGAGACCUGCGGGCUCCUGGUCUCUCUGGGAUGUCCUUUGCCCAAGCCAGAGCUGAUCCACCCACUGGAGCACAGCCCAGAGUUACAGACGUGGAAGAGAGGCCUCUCCCCAAGCUCCUGCCCAGGUGGCAACACAAAAGCUGAUACCACAGAGCCUACCCCUUCUCACCGGGCGUUGUCUGAGGAAGUCUCACCCCAGGAACAACUGACUCAGCGAGCCUCAGGGGACUCCCUGUUGGGACAAACCAAGGAUCAGGAUGGGCCACUGGAAAUGCAUGAAGUCCACUUGAGACCAGGGAUGGACCCCCAGAGGGAGAAGCUCUCUGGGAAAAUGAGCCCUGAACAUGGUGGUUUAGGGACACAUGAUGGUCUUCACUCAAGGAUUGUUCAGCAGCGAGUCUUUCCAGGAGAUAUUCUUUAUGAAUGUGACUCACGUGGACCAGUGAAAGGACCCUUGAUACAUGAAGGGAAACACCUCUAUAAGUGUGAGGAAUGUGGGAAAGUUUUUAACAAGAAUUGCUUCCUUGUUCGACACGAGCAGAUUCACUCUGGCGUGAAGCCCUAUGAAUGCACAGAGUGUGGGAAAACCUUUAUUAAGAGCACACACCUCCUCCAGCACUACAUGAUCCACACCAGGGAGAGGCCCUAUGAGUGCACAGAGUGCGGGAAGGCCUUCAACCGCAGGUCACACCUCACGAGGCACCAGCGGAUUCACACUGGAGAGAAGCCUUACAAGUGCAGUGAGUGUGGAAAGACCUUCACCCACCGCUCCAAUUUAGUCUUACAUAACAGAAGCCACACUGGUGAAAAACCCUUUGUGUGCAAAGAAUGUGGGAAAGCCUUUCGAGAUAAGACAGGUUUCCUUCGACACUACAUCAUCCACACUGGAGAGAAGCCCUUUGAGUGUGUGGAGUGUGGGAAAUCCUUCAACCGCAGAUCACAUCUCACCUGGCACCAGCAGAUUCAUAGUGGAGUGAGACCCUUUGAAUGCAACGAAUGUGGGAAAGGCUUUUGUGACAGCACAGACCUCAUCCAACACUAUGUCAUCCACACUGGAGAGAAGCCAUACAAGUGCCUUGAGUGCGGGAAGGCCUUCUACCGCAGGUCACACCUCAAGCAGCACCAGCGGAGUCAUACCGGGGAGAAGCCCUAUGUGUGCGGUGAAUGUGGAAAGGCCUUUACCCACUGUUCCACUUUUAUCUUACAUAAAAGAGCCCACACUGGAGAAAAACCCUAUGAAUGCAAAGAAUGUGGGAAAGCCUUUAGUAAUCGGUCAGACCUCAUUCGACACUUCAGCAUCCACACUGAAGAGAAGCCUUAUGAGUGCAUGGAGUGUGGGAAAGCCUUUAACCGUAGGUCAUACCUCACCAGACACCAGCGGAUUCACAGUGGAGAGAAGCCCUAUGAAUGCAUGGAAUGUGGCAAAGCCUUUUGCCAAAGGGCAAACCUCAUUCGACAUGCCAUCAUCCACACUGGAGAGAAGCCCUAUGUGUGCACUGAAUGCGGAAAGGCCUUUACCUACUGCUAUACUUUUAUCUUGCAUAAAAGGGCCCAUAUUGGAGAAAAACCUUUUGAGUGCAAAGAAUGUGGGAAAGCUUUUAGCACUAGGAAAGACCUCAUUCGACACAUUAGCAUCCAUGCUGGAGAGAAGCCCUAUGAGUGCAUGGAGUGCGGGAAGGCCUUUAACCGCAGGUCAGGCCUCACCAGGCACCAGCGGAUUCACAGUGGAGAGAAGCCCUAUGAAUGCCUCGAGUGUGGGAAAACCUUCUGCUGGAGCACAAACCUCAUUCGACACUCCGUCAUCCACACAGGAGAGAAGCCCUAUGAGUGCAGUGAGUGUGGAAAGGCCUUCAGUCGCAACUCAUCCCUCACUCAGCAUCAGAGGGUUCAUACUGGGAGAAACCCUGUCAGUGUGACAGAUGUGGGAAGAACCUUCACAAGUGGGCAGUCCUCAGUCAGUCUUCAAGAACUCCUACUGGGGAAAGACUUUUUGCAUGUAACGACUGAGGAAAAUCUUUUGCCAGAGGUAGCAUCUUACUCAGAAUCUGAUCAUUCAUACCAAAGAGAAACCUCUCAUUUUUCUUCCCCAUGAGAAAAGCUAUUGCAGGAUAUCAGUUGUCAUCUAAAGAGUCAUCUUAGAAAUGGCCUCAGCCUAGAAACUUAUUCUGUAUCUGAAAAUUCACACAGGAGAGUAAUCCAAUCUUUAUUGUGCACUUAGCAAAACCCUCAGCCACAUCUUUCUCCUUAGCUUACGCUACAAAAUUAUCUCAGGGAUAUUUGUAAACAAAAGAGGAGGAGACGAGAAAAGAGAAAAAUGCAAACAGUUUUCAGAUUUCAGUGAUGAGCCUGUGGCAAUUUGUCAUCCCUUCCUUAGUUUAGUUGAGGCAAGGGGAGUGUUGUUGCAGAGAUCAGAGGGCCUUGUUCCUUUUAUUUGUCUUGAAUAUACAUGCACCUGCUGUCCAGUGUCAGGAGAGUUAGUUGAGAAUAUGUCUGAAAAUAUUUACUGCAAGCCAACUUUGUUCUACAACAUCGUCUUUAUCCUUGAGUAGCAUAUGUCUUUAUGAGAAAUAUGAAGGCUUGACUUAUGAAAUACUUUCAUAUUUAAGGAGAUAAAGAUGUAUGUAUGAGUGGGCCCAUUUUACUGCAUAUUUAAGACUGAUUUUUUGAGAACAUACUCUGUCAUGUGUCUUUAACCACCCAACACUCAUACUUAAUCUACUUGUUCAUUCUUUUUUUUUCUGUGGGGUGACAAUGACAGUGUAGCUGUGCGACCUUUCCAGAUGAAUCCCAGUUCUUCCCUCUGAUUCCUCCUUAUAGAGGUUUCUUCAGGUCCACCUCAGUGACUUUCUAGAGGUCGAAUUAGAGCCAGAACAAAAUAAAACACAUAGCUAAAUUAAGCUAAAGGAUAAUGAUACAUGCAGAGAGGUAGUCUCAUUUUUAAUCUUACAAAAGAUUGUGUGAAGAGUCACUGUCAAGGAAAGUGACUAGAAUUUUAACAGAUGAUAUGAGCAUGUGUGGGUGCAGGUACAUGUGUGUUCCACAGUUGUUGCCAUUGGCUUAGUCCCAGUAUAAUGACUAAAUGACUAGUAUCUUUUGUCAGGGUAUUUUGAAAUUACUUCUUUGGAGUUUUGUUUUUUUUUGUUUUUGUUUUGUUUUUUGGUUUUUUUUUUUUUUGAGCAACGUGAUAGUAUUCCUUCAUGUUAAGAAAUAUACUGUACAGAAAGACAUAAAAAUAAUCAUGCAUUCACUCUGAACCCUCCUCAGGGCCUUUCAAAUGACUGCAUGUCUAGUUUUGUAUUCCCAUUGAAGGCCAAGUCAUUUUUGUUAUGUUAAUCCAUGGCAUUAUUGUGAAGGCCCCUUCUUCAUGCUUUUCAUGUCUUGUCUAAGAAGUCUUCAGCAAGCUCU